Messenger RNA from Colletotrichum truncatum, 402 nucleotides. The record is from RefSeq and is a predicted model, not a curated record. NCBI's taxonomy places the organism in Eukaryota, Fungi, Ascomycota, Sordariomycetes, Glomerellales, Glomerellaceae.
AUGAUAUCACUCAGACUUCUUAUCACGUUUGCAGUUGCAACAUUUGCCUCUGACUUUGGCAAAACCUGCAGAGACGAGCAUAUAGACCCUAACACAGAAGUUCUUUCAGCAUCAUGUGACACCGGAGAUGGGAGGGGAACCCUGAAAUCAACGUCUAUUAAUCUUAAUGACUGCUUUGGGUGGUCAGACAACAAGAUCCAACAAGGAGUUGGCCAGGGCCACUUUGGCGAUACCUGCGAUGACUGCUUUUCCUACCGUGUACCUGACCCUUUAUACGGAGUGUUUGGGGUCACUAGAGUCUGGAUGAACUGCAUUUGCAAUGGCGGUCUGACUGACAGUUCCAUCAACCUUGAUUCAACCCUUCUGACAAACAAAUUCGGCACUCUGGUAUGCACUCGCUAG